Penicillium oxalicum is the source of this 447-nucleotide messenger RNA. RefSeq lists its product as uncharacterized. NCBI's taxonomy places the organism in Eukaryota, Fungi, Ascomycota, Eurotiomycetes, Eurotiales, Aspergillaceae. Bases 1 to 447 code for a protein of 148 amino acids. The transcript has 2 exons. The record is from RefSeq and is a predicted model, not a curated record.
AUGGAGAUUGACGAUUACGCCCCGUUUUCUGCUGGUGUCGAUGAUUCGUACGGAAAGAAAACGCAGAAACCAUCGGGGGAAGAGACCUCGCCCCAGAAAAGGACGAAAAUGGAGUCCAACAAGUGGUCGAUCCCGACAAUUACCCGUCGAUGGUAUUACGGCCGUAUCUCCGCGCUCUCCCCCCACACUUUGCUCUUUACGAAGCAGAAGGACAGAGAUCGCCCCAUGCAAGGAGAGUGGCGAAACUCGUGUGCAGGGGAUCCAGUCGGUAUCAUUACAGUAUACUCAGAUAUUCAUACUGUCUGGGAAUGCCUCGGUGAGGUCUCUCCAGUAACCGGACACCAGCCACCGGCGGUCCAUGUCAUCCAGCAUGAGGCGCAUAAACUUGGGUUGGUCGAGGGAGGGGAAGAAAACAAGUCGCUGUCGAGCAAUGCACAUGUUGGAUAG